Messenger RNA from Eubalaena glacialis (North Atlantic right whale), 2132 nucleotides. RefSeq names its product apolipoprotein D (gene APOD). Bases 353 to 925 code for a protein of 190 amino acids. The transcript has 6 exons. Gene Ontology annotation, molecular function: cholesterol binding. Gene Ontology annotation, biological process: lipid transport; brain development; tissue regeneration. The record is from RefSeq and is a predicted model, not a curated record. Lineage: Eukaryota; Metazoa; Chordata; Mammalia; Artiodactyla; Balaenidae.
CAGGGAGCAGCUGUGAAGGAAACUGGGGGAGGGAGAUGAACAUAACAUCCCAUCUUUGUGUUUCAUACAGAGCGAAGCUUUUAGGCCAGCCUUCCUGAACUGGAGGGGGUGUGGCAUUCAUUAAAAUUAAACAUCAAUGACCUGAGAAGCUUAUAAAAUAGCUUGGGAGAAGCCAGUCACCAAGAGAAGGCAUCUCAAAUUGGAUGAUUUUGCAUGUGGAAACUGCUUUCAUCUUGAAGAAAAAGGGAGAAAGGCAAAGCGCUGGAAAUAGCUCCUGUGCAGCUACAGGCAAGGAGUCACAAGGAAGAGAACAGACUGAGAGCAAGUCCACCUCCAGCCACCCAGCUCCAAGAUGGUACCAGCGCUGCUGCUGCUGCUUCCUGCCCUGGCUGGACUCUUCGGAGCAGCUGAGGGACAAGCUUUCCAUCUCGGGAAAUGCCCAAAUCCUCCAGUGCAGGAGAACUUUGACGUGAAUAAGUAUCUUGGAAGAUGGUAUGAAAUUGAGAAGAUCCCAGCGAGCUUUGGGAAGGGAAGUUGCAUCCAAGCCAACUACUCACUAAUGGAAAACGGAAACAUCAAAGUGGUAAACAAGGAGCUGAGAGCUGAUGGAACUGUGAAUCAAAUUGAAGGUGAAGCCACCCAAGAGAACAUCACAGAGCCCGCCAAGUUGGGAGUUCAGUUUUUCUGGUUCAUGCCAUCAGCUCCAUACUGGGUCCUGGCCACCGACUAUGAGAACUACGCCCUCGUGUACUCCUGUACCACAAUCAUCUGGCUUUUUCACAUGGAUUAUGUUUGGCUCUUGGGAAGAAACCCUUAUCUCCCUCCAGAAACAGUGACCUAUCUCAAAGAUAUCCUGACCUCUAAUAACAUUGACAUUGAGAAAAUAACUGUCACAGAUCAGGUGAACUGCCCCGAAUUCCUAUAACCAGGCUCUAAAGGGAGGCUGCAUUUGCUCCAUGUUCCUUCUUUUGCUUUGCUUUUCCCCUACACCACCCCUCAUAAAGACAAACCAAACCACCACAGCAAACUAUUACAAAUACCAGAAGGGAAAUGUGACAGCAGAAGCUAGUGGAGAGGAACUCAAGGCAAGUUGGCCCAAACACUUAGCCAUGCACCAUCCUGUUACCUUGCAAGCCUGAUAAUAAACUUGCUGCUGACCUGCUGUGCUCACAGUAGACUACAAAUUGGACUAAUUAUUGGGAGUUUUAAAUUCUAAGCUUAUGUUUGGAAAUCCUUAAGCAGUUAUGUUGAAAAAAAAAAAGAAGCACUGAACAGUUGAAAGGUAAAAAUCUUGUUUCUAGAAAGGGAAAGCUGAUGGCAAAGGCACAUACCAGGUGACCUGAAUCCAGGUGGCCCCAUCCUGCAGUAGGCAGUCCAUAGUGGGGAAAUCAUUUGGAGUUUUUGAGUCUCUGACAGACAGUUUCCUGGAGGCAUUUACUUUCUUAUCAGGAGGUCUUCAGAGUCAGGUGAAGAAUGGGACCAUCUUGGGUCUGUGCAAGGAAGAAGAGAAUCUAUGAGGGUGAAGCUAUGGGAAUUUUUUUAAGAAAAUAAUUUUUGGGUCUUUUAUUCAACUGAUAUUUACUGGGACCCAACUGCAUUCCAGGCAUUGAAAAAUACAGAAUCCCUCUCCUCCCACAGCAGCUCACAGACUAGGGAGGGAGACUGACAAGUAAAGAUACAAUUUGAAUCCAAGCUGAGGGGUCCAUAGGCAGAGGCAUGUGGAGGGAGCCAUGGGAGCUCCGAGAAGGUCUCAACCCCUGCCAGGCAUAGGUACCCACAAGGUUGUACAGUCACAUCCCAGAGUGUCCCAGCUUCAAGGAGUCAGGAACCACCUGGAGUUUGUUGUUGUUGUUGUUGUUCUUUACAUUUUACUAUUAAAAUCAGAACAAUCUCAAAAUCAUCACCCUGCGAUUACUCUUAGGUCACAUAAUAUUUGUAAUCCACUAAUGUUUUGGGAAAUGAAUAGAAAAUUAAGCCAUUUGAUUAGCUUUUUGCAUUUUCAGCAUGAAUAUAAAAUAUUUCCUUGAGCACUUGAGACGCUUCACUGCUUUAUAUUAAAGGUUAUAAAAAUUCUAAGAAACUUAAUAUGUAUCAUUUUCAUUUUACUAAAUAAAUAUGACCUCAAAAUGUAA